AUGGCACGUCACGAUAAUGAAGAGGAAUCGGAUGAGGAGAGUGAAGAUUCAGAGGAUGAUGAUGACGAUGAUGAAGAUGAGAUCACAGAAUCCGGAACUAGUGUUUCAAGGAAAAAGUCGAAAAUUCUCGGUGUUUCAAUUGAUAAAUUUUCCUACAAAAGAAUUCCUCGUAAUUGUCUAAAAACUUCAUUCAUUGCAAUCAAUAGUCUCAUUUUUUUAACAGGAAUCGCAACUUUUGUACUUUCCGUUUGGAUGAUGAUGGACAUGAAAUUAUUUAUUGGCCAAAAAAUUUACAUGUCAAUUCUCCUUAUGGUUGCAAUUUUUGGCUCUGUCGUUUCAUUUUUAGGAUUAUUUGCCUUCGUGAAGAAACGAAAAGGUAUUUUAAUGGUCUAUAUUGUGCUCUAUGUUAUAGCCUUGUGCAUGAUAUUUAUAUCGGCAAUAAUGAGUUUCACGUUUUUUGAUAAUUUGGUGAAAAGAAUUCGCGACGAUAUGAGAAAUUCCAUUGAAAAAUAUUCUUAUCUCGAUUGGGCGACGGAAACUUGGGACAAUACACAGCGAUACCUGCAAUGUUGCGGAAUAAAGUCCUACAAAGAUUGGUUGGAGCAAGAGAAACAAAUCCCCCGAAGUUGUUGCGCUGUAAAAAUGGAAGAGUGUAUAAAAAUGACGGAAGAAGUGGCAUAUCAAUCGGGAUGUUUGAAGAGCGCUGUUCUUUUAAUAAAAUCGCACAUUAAUAAAGUUUCCCUAAUGACAUUAUUUAUUUCCAAAACGCUCGUGAGUUGACAAAUUAACAUUAAUUUCCUUUUAAUUUGUUUCUCUCUCCUUCCACAAAAAAAGACAAGCAAAUAAAUAUCCUUCUUUUUUGUGCAAGGAAAAGAAAAAUCAGAAGAAAAAUUUGUCAACAAAAUUUAUUUUCUUGUUUUUGAAAAUUUGAUUAUUUGAAUGAAAUAAAUAAUUUUAAAAUUAUUAAUUUUUUGUAGUUGAAAUAAUA
Messenger RNA from Leptopilina heterotoma, 988 nucleotides. RefSeq names its product leukocyte surface antigen CD53-like. Bases 1 to 780 code for a protein of 259 amino acids. Lineage: Eukaryota; Metazoa; Arthropoda; Insecta; Hymenoptera; Figitidae. The transcript has 5 exons. The record is from RefSeq and is a predicted model, not a curated record. Gene Ontology annotation, cellular component: membrane.